Molecule: messenger RNA, 783 nt
Organism: Plectropomus leopardus (leopard coralgrouper)
Lineage: Eukaryota; Metazoa; Chordata; Actinopteri; Perciformes; Serranidae
Source: RefSeq, a predicted model, not a curated record
AUGAAACAUGUGACUGUGAGUCUCCUCCUCCUGCUCCUCCUCCACCCUCUGACCUCAGUUAACCUGGAGGAGCAGGUGGAUAAAGUGCCUUUGGAGGUCAUCGUCGACAGCUCUCCCUGCAGCGCCACCUGUGGGCUCGGCGUUAAAACUCAAACCCUGUGUUUACUGAAAGAUGGCGAGACAGUCAUGGAAGAAGCCAAGAAAAGUAAAGAUGGAACAGAGGUGUCGGAGGAGUGUCGUGUCCGUAAGGUGAAGUGUUUGGAGUCGUGGCAGUGUGGACUCAGGACCAGGACAGUGACCUCGGGACAGAGACUGGAGAUCAACUGUCUGGGAGACGUCAUGGAGGCGAUGGGGAGGUUCUCCUGGAGGGUGUCGUGGCGUUACGCCCGAGGAGUGAUCAGCUCUGACGACUCUCUGUUCGCUCACUGGGUUGCUCCUCUGCUGGACCGAGUCGUUCUGGACCCCGUCAGGGAGGAGGACGCAGGUACUUACCGCUGUGUCGUGCAGGAUGCCAGCUUCCGCAGGGUGAAGAGGGUUUACUGGGGGAUCCGGGUUUUGCCUGAGGGGAUUAUCAAUCUGGAUUACAAGAGCUCUCUGGCCCAGUGGGACUCUACUGGAAUCCAGCAGAACCAGACCAUGUCAGACCGGCAAGACCACAUAGCAGCUCUUCUUUACACAGUGCUAAAAAGUUUGGGCAUGGCGGGCAUUGCGGCUGCACUGGUGCUGCUGGUCCUCUACUGGGCAGUGAAGAGGAGGGAGCUCAGGCAUUUUGACACAAUUUAA